AUUUGUGCAAGUUGAGCUCUAAACUCCUCCUGUGAGACGAGCGGAUACAUGUGUAUGUGCAACACCAAAGGAUGUGGUCGGGUUUGAGAUGAGGAAGAAAGUGAGGAGGAAGGAGUGCACCGAACUCUGACGAGCUUUCUGCAAACAACUCGUUUCAAUUUUCUGAAACAGAAGAGACGUGUGAGAGGUGUUAAUUUGGAUCAUUUCAAGCUUUGAGAAUGUGUAAUUUUUCUGUGAAGAUGCUUUGAAGACGGAGAAAAGAUGGAAGUGGAGGAGUCUUGUGAAAUGAGGACUUCCUGGUCUCCAUUGCCUGGAGAGACACACUCCAUCCCCUGUGACCAUGCUGGGAAGAAGAGAAAACAAGAUCCGUUCUCCGAACCUGUGAUCAGAAUCACGGAGGAUGAUGAGGAAGAUGAAGAGGGCGAGAUGAUGUCCGACCACAGUAGAGAUUCAGAGGAGCCCAGUAAUAAAAGGGUCAAACCUGUGGUAAAGUCCAACAGCCUAACAGGUGUCAUCACCCCGGUGAAGACCCCUGCCCUGAAGCGCAUUGGGAUGUCCAUUUCGAGGUCUAUCAGUUUUCGCACAGAGACUCGACCUUUGCCCCCGGCUCCCCUACGCUCUCGCACAAAGGCCUCGUCGUAUCCACGGAGACGCAACAGCCAAUGCUGGAGCGACACAGUGGAGAGUCAUGACCUCACUGCAAAGGAGAUAAAACGACAAGAGGUGAUCUAUGAGCUGACUCAGGGUGAGAGACAACUCAUCGAGGACCUCAGUCUGGUCAAGAAGGUGUACUAUGAGCCCAUGCUGAAGUUGGACAUCAUGACCGAGAGUGAGCUUGGACAGAUCUUUGGCACACUGGACUCUCUCAUACCGCUCCAUGAAGAUUUUCUGAGUCGUCUUGAGCGGCUGAGGGGAACAGGGAAGACAGUCGGAGAGAUGGGGCCUACACUGAUGAAGUGGUUCCCCUGCCUGGACUCCUAUGUCACAUACUGCUGUAACCAAGUGGGGGCCAAAGCCCUGCUGGACCAGAAAAAGCAUGAGAAAAGAGUUGAGCACUUCCUGCGCUUGUGUCAGGAGUCUUCGUUCAGCAGGAAACUGGACCUGUGGAGCUUCCUGGACCUCCCUCGAAGCCGUUUGGUCAAAUACCCCCUGCUGCUGAAAGAGAUACAGAAGUGCACGCCUCCAGAGCACCCGGACGAGGACACACUGGCCGAUGCUUUGGAGCUGAUCCAGGGCAUCAUAGCCGAGGUGAACAAGAAGACAGGAGAGGCAGAGUGUCAGUUCUACCGGCGUGGCCUCGUCUACCUCGAAGAGAGUCAGAGACUAUCAGAGAUCCAGCUGUCCCGCUUCCUCUACUGCCAUGGAGAGCUCAAGAACAACAAGGGCCAGCGGCUGCAUGUCUUCCUGUUUGAGCUGGCUUUGGUGCUGACCAGGCCAGACAAAGAUGGAGGUCAGAUGUUCCAUGUGUACAGACAGCCUCUGCCCAACGCACUGAUAAAUCUGGAGGAGAUCCCAGAUGGGGAGGCUGGUGGAGGGGGAGCUUUCAGGGGAGCCUUCAGUGGAGGAAAUGAUAAAGUGAAGAACUGUUUCCGUGUGAGCAGCAGAGGGCGCUCCAAAGCCCACCCGUACAGCCUGCAGGCCAACGACUCCUUCAGCAAGCAGCAGUGGAUCACCUGUCUGCGCCAGGCCAUUGUCCAGUCGCGAGACAGGACGGCCCAGACCAGCCAGUCGCAGCUCUCCCCUCACCAUGAUCCCGCCCUGUAUCACAUAGCCGAGCUCAGCCUCAGCUCGGACACAGAAAUGGCAGAUCAUACCAGUCGCUGACUGUCAGACUGAUGAUCAGGAGGCCUGAGUGACCUCAGAUCUGUUCAUUAACAUUGGACACAAUAAAAGUGGACUGUGUACGAAAAAUGAUUGUGCUUAGACACACAUGUAGAGUUUUCUACAUGGAUUUAGUCUUUUCCUGCAUUUGCUGAUGGAUUCUGUGAUUGUGGUGAUGUUUACUGUACAGUUUGAAUAUUACGGUAUUACUGAAUGUGAAUUUACAGUGUAAAAUGUUUUUAUUGUUUGUUUUUGUUAAAUAAAUAAACUGACACUU
Centropristis striata (black sea bass) is the source of this 2098-nucleotide messenger RNA. RefSeq names its product Rho guanine nucleotide exchange factor (GEF) 3, like (gene arhgef3l). Gene Ontology annotation, molecular function: guanyl-nucleotide exchange factor activity. The transcript is spliced from 13 exons. The coding region runs from base 262 to 1824 and encodes 520 amino acids. NCBI's taxonomy places the organism in Eukaryota, Metazoa, Chordata, Actinopteri, Perciformes, Serranidae. Gene Ontology annotation, biological process: intracellular signal transduction; positive regulation of Rho protein signal transduction. The record is from RefSeq and is a predicted model, not a curated record.